AUGGCAGCUUUCCAGGCCGCAAUACAGCCGCUGUGCCGCGAGGUCGGCACGAGGCUCCCGGACGCGGGAUAUAAUGCACGACCCAGCGUUCACCGGGUCUUCAAGAACGACGCCGCUCUCGCCCAGCACGGCAAGGACAAGGAGCACACUUACGUUGCCCCGAGCGCGCCCAGGGCGUCUUACCCGCAACCUGCUCCCGCUCCCGCCCCAAAGCCCGUCAAGGUCGCGCCCGCUCCGAAACCUGCUGCUGUUCCCAAAGUCACGGCACCCAAGGUCGCCGCCGUUGCCACACCGGCUCCGAAACCCGCGCCUAAGUUCGUCCCUGCUACAAAACCGGUAACCCCCGCCCCGCCCGCAUACGAGUGCAAGCCAUGUUGCCUCGUCUUCACCGACCAGACGGGAAUCGAUGAGCAUAAGCGCAGUAAGCAUCCCCCACCGCCGACAUACAACUGCAUCCCGUGCGCGAUGCAGUUCUCGUCCCCGGAGGCGUUGUCAAUCCAUCUACGGUACUUCGCUGCGCACCCCAAAUGCCCUGAGUGCCACUCUCCGUUCCUCGAUCAAACCCAGCUCGACAUGCACUUGAAGCUGGCGCACCCGGAGAAGCCGAAGCAUAAAUGCGCGCCGUGCGGCUGGGAGGUCGCGGUCGCGGAUCUCCCGAAGCACUUCCGCGAAUCUCCAAACCAUCCAGUUUGCUUGGUCUGCGACGAGGGGUUCUUGGGGGAUUCGGAAUUGACGGCGCAUCUGUCGUCCGCGCACCUGGAAUCCCGCUGCGAGCCUUGCCGGCGUCAAUUCCGCUCGAAGGAGGACUUGCUGCAACACUACGUGACAUCCCCGCUGCACCCGCACUGUGCACUCUGCGAAGUGGGCUUCAUCGACGAUGAUGCAUGCGACAAGCACAUGGAAAUCAACCACCCCCGACCGCCGCCGAGGCUGCCGACGCCUUCAACGACCUCUAUGGAUGCGACGGUCUCCGUUCUGCCCUCCACUGUUGAGCCGCCGUGCUCCACGCAGUCUUCGCCGCUCGUUCAGCGGCCCACGUUGAGUAUUGUGCACCCCGCGACGGUAGCCGUCGUAAACGAGAAAUCGGAGCUUGACGAUGACACUUACGAGACUGUGGAGGCAUCUUCUCAUGUGCAGCGGGCCGUCUCCGAGCCCACACUCCCUACUGCAUCUUCCAUGGGACCAAGCAGCGUUCAGGGAGUACCGCUGUACUCACCCCGCUCCCCAACAAUUUCGGAGCAAUCUUUCGACGACAUGAUACGCAGGCGCGGGACCCUCAUGAGACAUCCGGACAGCGAAUCGACGCUGUCUAUUCGUUCGGUUUCCACCGUCUCCUCGCACUCGCACCUUCGGAGCCCUGUACCCACCAACUCUGAGAUCCAACCAGCUGGUCCGCGCUCCGCUGUCGUGGAAUCAACAUACGGCAUGACCGACAGCGUCGUCAGCGAGCUUGCCCCGAGGCCGUCGCUCUUCCCGCAGCGCAUGCGGUCCAUCACACCCGUCAGUGUUUCGGAGCGCAUGUCCCCGAGGGACAGUCGUGUGCCAUCUCGGCUGGUGAUGGACACACCACGUACCAGAUCGACGGUACAGUCGACGGUCAGCCGGCCUGCGACUCCUGCGUCCGCGCGGACUCCUAUCCGCUCGACCGCAUCCAGGCCGUUGUCGCGCGUAUCCUUGCUCUCAAGCAAGCAGCAUGCCCCCAGCCCUUCUCAGAAGCCCUCAACAACAGCAGUCGAGCCGACCCCGCUCUCCGACUCAGAGGGCACGGUGGAGGCCGCACCCGUCGUUACCCCCAAGCUCAAAGCUGUCGCGCGCGCGCAGGGAAAGAUGGGCGCGGUCUCCUGGCACUGCAGGAGCUGCAUGCAGGACCCGUGCGUCGCUCCAACCGCGACCAUGUGUGGGCACAUAUUCUGCACCGCAUGCAUCAUACAGGAGCUUUCGAAGACGGGGGCAUGCCCGGCAUGCGGGAAGUUGAUCCUGCUCCGUCUGCACGUCGAGACCGAUUAGGAGGUAGCAGAUCAGUCCUUUCUGUGCACACAUUUCAUGGUUCUCACUGUAUCACCUG
Molecule: messenger RNA, 2065 nt
Organism: Trametes versicolor FP-101664 SS1
Lineage: Eukaryota; Fungi; Basidiomycota; Agaricomycetes; Polyporales; Polyporaceae
Exons: 12
Coding region: 1-2007 (668 amino acids)
Source: RefSeq, a predicted model, not a curated record